UGUCUUUGUAUGUCUCAAUAUAAUAGUAUUAUUUAAUUAAAUCCAUUUAAAAUCAUCUUUGUCUGAAAAUAAAAUAUGAUCCUCAACUGCGUUUCCCCUCCAGUCAGCAGACGGCGAUGUGCGUCUUUCAGGCGACGCUGCCAGCGUGACGUAUAAUCUAGUGGACGGUUCUUCAUAAACAGCUCGUCAACCACCUCGGUAGCUUGCUAGCCAACAUAGCCGAACGAUUAAAGCUCUUACGCUUUCGGUGUAUAUUAGCUAUUGUGUUUUAGACACACUUCUGUUGUAUCUACUUGUUAACCUAUUCAAUUUAAUAUUACGUUAUUUUGUAUUAGUCAGCUAUAGUAGUUGGCUCGUUAAGUUAGCACUAGCCUAGUUGCUAAUGACAGCUAGCUAGCUAACAUCCCCGACCAUGAGCUCCAUUAACUACUCCCCUCCUGUUAAAGAAGAGGAGGUCUGCUGGGCGGAGAAAGAAGCUCUUGUGAAAGAGGAGGAGGAAGAAGAGGAUGUCACAGUAAAACAAGAGGGUGAGGCUGUUACAGUGAAAGAAGAGAAAGAUGUUUCAGUGAAAGAAGAGGAAGAUGCCUUCAGAGUGAAAGAGGAGGAUGUUACAGUAAAAGAAGAGGAGGCAGAGAAAGAAGAGAAUGCAGUUUUUGAAGUGAAUGAGGAGAAAGAGAGAAUAUUGACAGAGGAGUCAGGAGAUCUGAUUACCACCCGAGGGAGAUGUGACCAUCGUGGAUCCUCUGGGGAGUCUCAACAACAUCAUGAUGCUGAAGAGGCAGAGAAGAGUCUCUCCAGAUCAGAACACCUCAAGAAACACCAGCAGAGACACACAGGAAAGAAACCACAUUGCUGCUCUGACUGUGGGAAACGUUUCAAAUCUUCAUCAGAACUUAAAAAUCACCAGCGAGUACACACAGGAGAGAAGCCUUAUAGCUGUGAUCAAUGUGGGAAGAGUUUUACUCAUUCAAGUAAUCUGAAAACACACCAGAGAACACACACAAGAGAUAAGCCUUACAGCUGUGAACAGUGUGGCAAGAGUUUUACUCAGGCAAGCAACCUGGUAUCACACCAGAGAACACACACAGGAGAGCAGCCAUACAGCUGUGAUCAGUGUGGCAAGAGUUUUACUCAGUCAAGCAACCUGGUAUCACACCAGAGAAUACACACAGGAGAGCAGCCAUAUAGCUGUGAGCAAUGUGGGAAAAACUUUUCUCGGGGAGAACGCCUUAAAGAGCACCAGAGAACACACACAGGAGAGAAGCCUUAUAUCUGUGACCAGUGUGGCAAGAGUUUUACUCAGUCACGCAACCUGCUAUCACACCAGAGAACACACACAGGAGAGCAGCCAUAUAGCUGUGAGCAAUGUGGCAAGAGUUUUACUCAGUCAAGCAACCUGGUAUCACACCAGAGAACACACACAGGAGAGCAGCCAUAUAGCUGUGAGCAAUGUGGGAAAAGCUUUUCUCGGAUAGAACACCUUAAAGGACACCAGAGAACACACACAGGAGAGAAACCUUAUAGCUGUAAUCAGUGUGGGAAGAGUUUUACUCAGUCAAACAGCCUGAAUAGACACCAGAGAACACACACAUGAUAGAAAUCGUAUAGCUGUAAUCAGUGUGGGAAGAGUUUUAUCACCAGAGAGCACACACAGGAGACACUGCUCUGCUCUGACUUUGAAGAGCUUUGCUUCCCUAAGAAACCUGACACAACACCAGAGAACACACACAGGAGAGAGUCCUUAUAGCUGUGAUCAGUGUGACCAGAGAUACUCUCAUUCAAGUGGUCUGAUUAAACAUCAGAAAAUACAUGCAGGAGAUCCACAGGGUGUAGAAUGACCAACACCAGACCUAUAUACAUCAAAUCACAUUUUAUUUGUCACAUACACUUGUUUAGCAGAUGUUAUUGUGGGUGUAGCAAAAUGCUUGUGUUUCUAGCUCCAACAGUCCAGUAAUAUCUAACAAGUAAUAUUUAACAAUACACACAAUCUAAAGGAAUGGAAUUAAGAAUAUAUAAAUCUUUGGCCGAGCGAUGCCAGAGCAGCGUAGACUAAGAUACAGUAGAAUAGAAUAGAAUACAGUACAUACAGUCGGACAAAAAAGUAUUUAGUCAGCCACCAAUUGUGCAAGUUCUCCCACUUAAAAAGAUGAGAGGCCUGUAAU
Messenger RNA from Oncorhynchus mykiss (rainbow trout), 2162 nucleotides. RefSeq lists its product as uncharacterized. The record is from RefSeq and is a predicted model, not a curated record. Gene Ontology annotation, molecular function: RNA polymerase II cis-regulatory region sequence-specific DNA binding; DNA-binding transcription repressor activity, RNA polymerase II-specific. Lineage: Eukaryota; Metazoa; Chordata; Actinopteri; Salmoniformes; Salmonidae. Gene Ontology annotation, cellular component: nucleoplasm. Gene Ontology annotation, biological process: regulation of immune system process; negative regulation of transcription by RNA polymerase II; regulation of cytokine production.